Molecule: messenger RNA, 1691 nt
Organism: Larimichthys crocea (large yellow croaker)
Lineage: Eukaryota; Metazoa; Chordata; Actinopteri; Sciaenidae
Gene: fbp1a
Product: fructose-1,6-bisphosphatase 1a
Exons: 7
Coding region: 137-1153 (338 amino acids)
Biological process (GO): fructose 6-phosphate metabolic process; fructose 1,6-bisphosphate metabolic process; fructose metabolic process
Cellular component (GO): cytoplasm; cytosol
Molecular function (GO): fructose 1,6-bisphosphate 1-phosphatase activity
Source: RefSeq, a predicted model, not a curated record
CACACCUCUCCUGCUGUUCUGGAUUGGCCCAUGCGUCUUCACUCCCUCCACUCCAAGUUCCGCAUUGCAAACCAUUUAAGUCCUGCAGCACUUCCUUCAACCUCCACUCUCAGGCUUCAGGAGACCAUCUGCAAUCAUGUCCGACCAAGGAGCCUUCGACACCAAUGUGGUCACCGUGACCCGGUUCGUCAUGGAGGAGGGCAGGAGAGCGAAAGGGACCGGGGAGCUGACAACAUUGCUGAACUCCAUGUGCACGGCGGUGAAAGCCAUCUCGUGCGCUGUGCGCAAAGCUGGGAUCGCCCACCUUUAUGGCAUUGCCGGCAGCACCAAUGUGACAGGUGACCAGGUGAAAAAGCUGGACAUUCUGUCCAAUGAUCUGAUGAUCAACAUGAUCAAGUCAUCUUUUACCUCCUGUGUGCUGGUGUCUGAAGAGAAUGAAAAAGCCAUCAUUAUAGAGCCAGAAAAAAGGGGCAAAUAUAUUGUGUGCUUUGAUCCUUUGGACGGCUCUUCCAACAUUGACUGUCUUGUCUCCAUCGGAACUAUCUUUGCCGUCUACAAAAAGAACACAGAUGAUGAGCCCAGUGAGAAGGAUGCCCUGCAGCCUGGCAGGGACCUUGUGGCAGCAGGCUAUGCCCUCUACGGCAGCGCCACCAUGAUAGUGCUCUCCACCGGCCAGGGAGUCAACUGCUUCAUGCUCGACCCAGCAAUUGGCGAAUUUAUCCUGGUUGACCGGGAUGUAAAAAUCAAAAAGCGAGGGAAGAUUUACAGCUGUAAUGAAGGUUAUGCAAAGCACUUUGAUCCUGCCGUCAUAGAGUACCUACAGAAGAAGAAGUUCCCUCAGGAUGGCACUGAGCCCUAUAACGCCCGUUACAUUGGUUCCAUGGUGGCAGACGUCCACCGAACGCUGAUGUACGGUGGCAUCUUUUUAUACCCAGGAAAUGUGAAGAGCCCUAAGGGAAAGCUGCGGCUGCUGUACGAAGGCAACCCCAUGGCCUACAUCAUCGAGCAGGCGGGUGGCAUGGCCUCCACCGGCUUUGAAACCAUCCUGGACAUCCAGCCUGACAGCAUUCAUCAGCGGGCUCCUGUGGCUAUGGGCUCCCGCGAUGAUGUGCUGGAGUACAUCGCCAUCUGCAAGAAACAUGGCAAGAAGUGAGAGUGCAUCAUGUCACUCUCACAACCAUCACUGUCAAACAAAAACCUCCAAUCUCCAAACUGUCCAUUUUUACAGGACUGAGGAAGUCUGCCUCAUUUUGAGCUUGAUGUAAAUGCAUUUUUGAUCAUGUGGAAUUUUAAAAUGGUUUCUAAAGCACAAAAAUAUCUGGGGAUUUUCUCAGUUGGGGUUGCAAGGUUUUUGUGUCAUACCAGCAAUAUUCUAUUUUUAGAAAGCUGACUUAAACCAUCACAGCUCUACUGUGGCUAAUAAGCUAAAUAACGCACACAUUCCACAAGAAACUACCAAAAAUGUGCCAAAAUACAAAGAUGCACUAGCCUGCACUUGAAUAAAGACUCCUCCUCUUCACUUUACCUCCAAUUGUGCCUUUGCCUCCAAUUGUGCCUUGAUUAUAAUGAACAUACUUUCUUUACGCAUGAAGGACCAAAUGCAAACCUCUAUGCAACAAAACCUUAUUAUUCUGUGAACAGCUUGGAAUGUUGGAAUAAUGAAGUGUCUCAAUAAAUCAACAUGAGUCUAA